Messenger RNA from Nicrophorus vespilloides, 1022 nucleotides. Its product is annotated as U6 snRNA phosphodiesterase. Gene Ontology annotation, biological process: U6 snRNA 3'-end processing. The record is from RefSeq and is a predicted model, not a curated record. Gene Ontology annotation, molecular function: 3'-5'-RNA exonuclease activity. NCBI's taxonomy places the organism in Eukaryota, Metazoa, Arthropoda, Insecta, Coleoptera, Silphidae. Gene Ontology annotation, cellular component: nucleus.
AGAAACGGAUGCAUUUGGUCUCUAAGUAGUUUUAAAAUAUUUUAGGUAUUAAUUUGUUUUUUUUUAAAUUUAAUAAUUUGGUUGACCUGAUUGUCAAUUAAAUGUCCAUAAACUUUAAUUAAACCAUUAAACAUUCAUAAGUUAGGUUAAGAUUGUUUAUCUGUUUAUUUUAUACUACUUUUGUGGAUUAAAAUUGUAUACUAAAUGGAAUACGGUGCCUUAAGUCUACUCUCAAUUUAUGGUGAUGACGAUUCAGAGGACGAAUCAGUUCCUGGACCUAAGGUUUCCACAAAACGAUGCUUUAGAGAUGAUGAGGAGACACCAUACAACUUCAAACGGUUAGCGGUUCCAGAUAUAAUUAUUAAUGGGCUUAAAGCUGAAACUCAUUCAGAUAAUCCUUCAAUGCACAAUGGAAGAUUGAGAUCUUUUCCUCAUGUCCGAGGGAACUGGUCCACAUUCUUAUCAAUACCUUUUGAGACUGGUGAUGAUUUUGAAAACCUAACAGAAAGCCUUAGGAGUGCAGUAAAUGAGAUUGAAUUGAAUGUGGAAACGAGUCCACACAUCAGUGUAUCAAAGACUGUGGUGUUGAGACACCAUUGGAUAAAAAUAUUCAGCGACUCAAUUAGAGAGAAACUUAAUGUGAUUAAAAAAUUUAUCAUAUUAUUUGAUUGUUUGAAAGUGUAUUGCAAUGAGGAACGGACUAGAACUUUUCUGGGGCUGCAGAUAAAAAGUGGAUAUGAAUCAUUAGUGAAAAUUGUCUCGCAAGUUGACGAGUGUUUGGCUGAUUUUAAAUUGACGAAAUUUUAUGAGGAUCCUUCUUUUCAUAUGAGCAUUCUUUGGUGCGUGGGCGAUAAGGAGGACGAAUUAAACCGGGCUUUGCCGAGGUUGAACGAGGUAUUCGCUGAACAAGUGAACGUUUUAGAAAAUAAUUACAUUAAUGCCGAUAAAGUUCUAUGUAAAUGUGGUAACAAAAUAUUUUCUUAUGCACUUUCUUGAGAAAAUGUUAUUUAUACACAGUGAUA